AUGUCGGAUCGGAGCCGCACUCCUCGACAAGCCGGCGACGACGCAGACGAACCGCAGCAGCAGCAGGACGUGCAGGCUGACUCGGAUGACGACAUCAUCCACUUCCCUUGGCAGCAAGGACAGAUUCUGGACAGCCGAUACCGCGUGGAAGACCUUCUGGGCGAUGGGGCUUUUGGCCGCGUCUUGCGCGCCACGGACCUGCAGGAUGAGGCGGGUGUCUCCCUGAAGGUCAUCCGAGACGUGGAGAGGUACCGAGAGAACGCCAUGAUCGAGGCCAAGAUCCUCUCCGAUAUUCGAGAAGCAGAUCCGAAUCGGACGUCAUAUUGUGUUAUGAUGUCCGAUACAUUUGUACAUCGUGGCGUUUACUUUGUCAUGGUUUGCGAGCUCCUGGGUGAUUCUUUGUACGAUUUCUUGAAGUGGAAUGGCUUCCGCGGAUUCUGGCUCCAAGAUAUCCAGAACUUCGCCAAACAAAGCCUGAAGGCGCUGAAGUUCUUGCACGAUCUCAGCCUGACGCACACGGAUCUGAAGCCUGAAAAUAUCCUUCUGCAAAGCCGGGAGGUGGCGCUCGUGUCCGUCUUCCCACGUUCCGAGUUCCAGCCACCCUCGGACAGAUACGCGAAUCUUCCUUAUGCUCGACCAGCCAGCAACGCGAUCAAGCUGAUCGACUUUGGGAACGCCACCUAUGUGGACAUGCACCACUCCAGCAUCAUCCAGACGCGGCAGUACCGCUCGCCCGAAGUGAUCCUCCAGAUGGGCUGGAGUGAGAAGGCGGACAUCUGGAGCUUAGGGUGUAUCCUCUUUGAGCUCUACACUGGAAGCGUGCUUUUUGACACACAUCACAGCCCGGAGCAUCUGGGCCUCAUCGAUCGAAUUCUCGGACCUUUUCCGAGCACAAUGCUGGCCCGCGCCGGCGACAAGGCCAAGAAGCGUUUCUUGGCGCCCUCGGGGAAGCGGCUGCUGUGGCCAGAGGCUGCAGAGUCGCCGGAGUCGGAGAGGUACGUCUUUCAGCAGUGGUCGCUGGAGAACCGGGCGCCGCAAGACCAUCAGGCAUUUGUUGCAUUCGUCCGCGACCUCCUCAUCCACGAUCCAAGCAUGCGGCCAGAGGCCGCCGUGGCAUUGUCCUCCGAGUUCUUCAAUCAGGAGUACAAGGAGUGA
Molecule: messenger RNA, 1155 nt
Organism: Symbiodinium natans
Lineage: Eukaryota; Dinophyceae; Suessiales; Symbiodiniaceae
Source: the annotation of a GenBank genome assembly